Messenger RNA from Sabethes cyaneus, 2095 nucleotides. It is a transcript of the gene Nop60B, whose product is annotated as H/ACA ribonucleoprotein complex subunit 4. The coding region runs from base 114 to 1679 and encodes 521 amino acids. The transcript has 4 exons. Lineage: Eukaryota; Metazoa; Arthropoda; Insecta; Diptera; Culicidae. Gene Ontology annotation, cellular component: box H/ACA snoRNP complex. Gene Ontology annotation, molecular function: pseudouridine synthase activity; RNA binding. The record is from RefSeq and is a predicted model, not a curated record. Gene Ontology annotation, biological process: mRNA pseudouridine synthesis; box H/ACA sno(s)RNA 3'-end processing; rRNA pseudouridine synthesis.
UCGUAUCGUUCUCAAUGGCGUGCUAAGCAUUGGCUCAACAAUUGAAAAGCAUUUCCGUUUAGUUUUUAGCAGAUUUUAAGGAUAUAAAUACUUUUUCAUUCUAUUCUAUCACAAUGUCUGACAUUGAAAUGGGUUCGCCUAUCAAAAAAGACAAAAAAAGGAAGAAAAUUAAACAAGAGGAUGGUGGUGAAGUCGAUCUUGGUGAAAUCCAGAAGUCGGCUGAAUUCCAAAUAAAAGCUUCAACUGCCAUAGCUAAGCUAGAUACAUCGAAAUGGCCAUUGUUGUUGAAGCAUUUUGAUCGUUUAAAUGUUCGGACCAAUCAUUACACUCCAUUACCUUUUGGAUCUUCUCCUUUGAACCGUAAAAUCAAGGACUAUGUGACAUCUGGCUGCAUCAAUCUAGAUAAACCCUCUAAUCCAAGUUCGCACGAAGUAGUGGCUUGGAUUAAAAAAAUUUUGAAGGUCGAAAAAACUGGUCAUUCCGGUACACUGGAUCCGAAGGUAACUGGUUGUCUAAUAGUGUGCAUUGACCGUGCAACUCGGCUUGUCAAAAGUCAGCAGAGUGCUGGUAAAGAGUACGUGGCCGUUUUUAAGCUCCAUUCAGCCGUUGAGAAUAUUGCCAAGGUUCAUCAAGGAUUGGAAAAACUUCGAGGCGCACUAUUUCAACGACCCCCAUUGAUAUCAGCAGUAAAACGACAGCUGCGUGUUCGUACUGUUUACGAUUCUAAACUUUUGGAUUAUGACGAACAGCGUAACAUGGGUGUAUUCUGGGUAAGCUGUGAAGCUGGUUCCUACAUUCGAACAAUGUGUGUUCAUCUGGGACUCGUUACCGGAGUCGGCGGCCAAAUGUUGGAACUGCGUCGCGUUCGUUCCGGAAUUCAGUCAGAACAAGAUGGCAUGGUGACGUUGCAUGAUGUUCUGGAUGCUCAAUAUCUAUAUGAAAACCAUAAGGAUGAAUCAAUGCUUCGGAGGGUAAUCAAGCCACUUGAGGGCCUACUGGUCGGCCACAAACGUAUUAUUAUGAAGGACAGUUCAGUCAAUGCUGUUUGUUACGGUGCCAAAAUAAUGAUUCCUGGUGUUUUGCGUUACGAAGAUGGCAUCGAGAUGGAUCAGGAAAUCGUGAUCGUAACGACAAAGGGCGAAGCAGUUGCUUUGGCUAUUGCACUGAUGACCACAGCGACGAUGGCCAGCUGCGAUCAUGGUGUAUGCGCCAAGAUCAAACGUGUUAUCAUGGAACGUGACACAUAUCCUCGUCGGUGGGGACUUGGUCCUAAAGCGUCCAUGAAGAAACAACUGAUUGCAAGUGGAAAGCUGGAUAAAUUCGGAAAACCAAACGAUAAAACACCCAAAGAAUGGUUGACAGGAUAUACCGAUUUUUCUAAGCCAGCAGCACCACAGCAGUCGAACGGAGAAGAGGACACGGAAUUGAUUGGAGGAAAGCGCAAGCUGAGUGUGGGUAGUGCCGCAGAUAACUCAAUGGAAACCACCACUGUCGAUACUGAUGCCGGCGAGAAGAAAAAGAAAAAGAAGAAAAAGCACAAGAAAGAUGAUGAAGAACCUGAAGCGGCUACCUCUUCUGAAGUUCUAGAGACGGAAGCUGCCACAGAAGAGGUUGCCGAAUCUAAAAAGGAAAAGAAGAAAAAGAAAAAGGACAAGAAACAGGCGGAGGAAGCCGAAUGAACGACAAAUGCUAUAUUUUCCAUUGACCGACUUUCUGACUUUCGCGCCGUUACACUAGCGUGAUGUCUUUUAUUUACGAGCCUUCGUUUGUUUCUACUUAUUGAACAGUCAAUGUUAAUAGCUGACUGCUGAAUUAUUUUCCUAUAAGUUUCGAAGGUUUUAUAAAAUUUGAUUUUUUUCUAUACGCGAUUUUUCUUCAGCUCUAGGUUAAUCGAUACGUAGAGUAGAUGCUCUAUAGUUUUUCAGUUGCUUUGAGUGCAGUCACGAGUUUCGCUAUAAAAAUCUCGAAAAUGUCGAACGGACGCAAUCGGUCACGGUACCUAACUAGAUGUCGGUACGGAAUUAUGGAGCAAAACGUUUGUUUUUGUUAGAAAUUAAGUUUAAUGAAGAAAUUUAUUCUAUAUGUGUAAUAAUAA